This is a messenger RNA of Rotaria sordida, 482 nucleotides long. NCBI's taxonomy places the organism in Eukaryota, Metazoa, Rotifera, Eurotatoria, Philodinida, Philodinidae. The record is from the annotation of a GenBank genome assembly.
AUGACAGAUAAAUCUAAUAAAGUUUUCAAUGGUAACAAUCUUUUUCAAGCUGAAAGCCCUAAUGAGAAUCAUAAAUGGAGAGAUAUGAAUCGAAAAGAUCGAAUUAAAUUCAUCCUUAUGUUAAUAUUAAGGUUAAUUGGUUUAUUGGCUUUAUUAUAUUUAUUUGUUUGUUCACUUGAUUUAAUGAGUUCAGGUUUUCGACUUAUUGGAGGUAAACUAACGGGUAAAGUUUUUGCUGAAGGAGCAAUUCUUUCGAAUCCUAUUGCUGGAUUAAUGAUUGGUUUAUUAACAACAGUUCUUGUUCAAAGUUCAUCAACAUCAACAUCAAUUGUUGUAUCAAUGGUUUCAUCUUCUAUUUUACCCGUUAAACAAGCCAUACCAAUCGUUAUGGGAUCAAACAUAGGUACAUCUGUAACUAACACAUUGGUGGCUUUAACACAAUCAGGAAAACGUGAAGAAUUUAGUCGUGCAUUUGCUGGUGC